UAUACCAUUUAAAUGUGUUUUUAAGUUGUUCUUUCAUAUCUUAAUUCCUGCAGUGUUAUGGAUUUGCAGUCUAUGGAGGCAGUUUCUGGGCCUCUAAAUGAGGGAAUUAUCUCUAUCUGUAACAUCUGCAAGUCCCUCAAAAACACACAUGUCAGUCCCACCACUGACAUGUGCUCCGAUUACAAACAAAUCAGGGAACAUAUUGAGCAUGCCGAGCAGUCCCUGAAAACAUCCGAGUCCAGGAUUAAAGAAAAGCUAUGUUCUUUGGAUGAACACAUGGAGCAUCUUAUUAGAAAGAAACAAAAUAUUGAGCAUCAGAAAAAAGAAAAAUUCAUGACCAUGGAUAAAUUACACACAGAGAAAAAUUCUGCUGAGGAAUUGCUAAGGUAUUCGAAAGCUGCUCUGGAACAGGCUGAAAGAAACUUAGAAACAGCAAAAUAUGCUCAAAGAGUAGCUCAAGAUAGGAAGAAUGCAGGUGAAUGUGUUGCAAUUGCAGGUGGGGUACUGCUUGCAAUACCAAUUAUCGGAUGUAUUGCUGGCUCAAUAAUGCUGAGUGAGGGAGUGCGAGAGUUAAACGAGGCUUCAAAUGCCAUCAGUGCAGCUGAGCAGGAGCAACAACAGUUUAACUCUCAGGUGGAGGAGAACCACAGAAAAGUGUCUGAAUGCCAGUCAAAGAUCUCUCGGACACAAGAUGAAAUCGAGCAGACGGAUGAGGCGUUGAAGAGGAUUGAGGGCGAGAUUGAGAUGGUUCAAAAGCAUCUACAGAGCACAGGAGAUAUCCAGGAAUUGGUGCGGAGAGCUAUGAACCUUCUGAGCGUUCUUAGUGGUAGAGUCAAUGUACUAGAGAAGCAAACACAGCGCUUCAUCCUCUGGGAGCCUGUGGUAAAGGCCAUGGAAGAUGUGAUGAAGGCAGUAGCAAAUAUUGCAGAGAAUCGGCUAUUCUACAGUCAUGGCAUACAAGACCUCAUAAACACUUUGAGGGAGAAUGUUGGAGGACUGCUGGCUUUACGCAACUCUCCCAAUAAUUAUGCAUAUGACAGUUAUUAUUAAAAAAAAAAAAAAAAAAUCACAUUGUCACAUAUUUUCUAUGAACAAAUAAAAAAAUCUAUAGAAAUAGUCAGUUAUUUACAGUUUUUUUUCCUGCCAAUUUGACACAGUGAUUUAAUUAUUUAGCUUGUUGUUGUGAAAUGUCCAACCAAACCAAAAAAAGGACACAUAUAGUAGUACAGUAUAUAACAUAUUCUUAUAAAUAAUCACAAAUCUGUAUAACUGGGGACGAGUUUGGGAUGUGUUGUUAACGGGGUAAAAUGUUGAUUCUGUACAGAGUUACUGUACCCUGUACUUGCUUGAGAAUCAAAACUGUUAAUCACUAAAAAUCUUUGUAAUUAACAUGUACUUUCAUCCAUGUGUGAUUUUAUACCUGAAUAUGAUAUGAAUCAAGAAGAGAACGUCAAUAGAUUUGCUGUAAGCCUAUUUACCUUUAUAUAAAUAUUAUCAGAAAAGAUUUGGCCUACAUUGUUUUAUUAUGCAAUGGAAAUUAAACAAUUGUUGUUAUUAACCUCUCUCCGGGUCUUCUUUCUGGGGUCUCAUAACUGUGAUUUGGAUAUGUACUAAAAACAUUUAAGCUGGCUAUUAUUAAACCUCAUUAAAAAAAAGAAAAGAAAAAAAACUUGAUCUAAGAGAAUUAGUUAAUUAUAGACAUAUCUCAAAUCUACCUUUUCUGUUAAAAAUUCUAGAAAAAGCAGUAUCCCCACAACUAUGUUCAUUUUUAGAAAGAAAUAUUAUCUGAAACGGUACCCUUGUCUAUAUAAUCUAGGAUAGUAUUAAUAAUAUAAUGUAAAUGUUUCAAAGGAAGACUAUGGGUUAAGGCCAAAGUACACAGAUGUUCGACGCAUGCAUCACAAUUAAAAGAACCAAAGACUUAACCUACUUCAGUCUGUGUGCAUUGAAUUUAUUUAAUACACGAGUUUCACAAUUUAAGUUGAAUUACUGAAAUAAAUGAACUUUUU
This is a messenger RNA of Onychostoma macrolepis, 2009 nucleotides long. RefSeq lists its product as uncharacterized. Lineage: Eukaryota; Metazoa; Chordata; Actinopteri; Cypriniformes; Cyprinidae. The record is from RefSeq and is a predicted model, not a curated record. Bases 58 to 1050 code for a protein of 330 amino acids. The transcript has 2 exons.